AUGCCUGCACGACGAGUUUCAGGAAACUGCGAAAAGUGCCACAUGCCUUACAAUUCUGCUAGAGCAUUGAGGACCCACUAUGCAAACUCGACUUUUUGCGAGCCCAAGAAAGCAAGAACAGAAGACACUCCCUUAUCGAAUAGUCAAGAACGAUCCCAGGCAAGCAUGCAUUCACAAGACGAUACUCCAACGGCUACCACAAGUAAUCAAGGAAAUCAGUCAUUACAGCAGCAUGCUGCAGAGCAAAGAAUAGAACUGCCAUCAAUUGAGUCCUUUUCAUACUACAGUAGCUUCACUCUUGAACAAAAGGAAGGCCUUCGACAUGUAUAUGAUCUUGACACCCUCUCUUACGCCACUGAUUUUAAUGAAAGUGAAUUGCUUUCAUUGAAGCUCCGUGACAUAUUCGACAAGUAUCCAGCAUCGAGAGAAAUGAGUCGUGAAAGUAUAUACUUUACAAAUACAAUCAUUAAGAAUAUAGCAGAGGCAGGAGGUGGCACUGAAAGAGGCAUUGUAUUUCCAAAGCUGAUUCAGUUCGAUACUCUAGAGGCGCGCAUGAGAAAGAAGACUGGCGUACAAGCAUUCAUCUACAAGGUCUGUCCUCAAGGCUGCAAAGUUUAUCCCAAGAACGAUACAUCAGUCCAAGGAGUGUGCAAUCACUGUGCAACUCCCAAAAGCGAAGCACAAAAUAUGAAGGUCUUGAGCAUCGGUGAUCAGCUAGCAAGAGUCUUGAGUGACAAGUCCAAACGAGGUGAGCUCAUGUCGUAUCGACGUAACUACCAACAUGAUCCACAUUUUUACCGAGACUACUUUGACGGUCAAGAGUACAUUAACUUUCAACAAAGACGGAAAAGACAUGGCACCAACGUAGAUGAGGAACCUAUUCUGCUUGCCUUGUAUGUCGACGGCUUCAAACCCCAAAGCAACUCUUUUGCUGGCGAUACCUUAACGCUAUUCCACGUUGUAAUUUUGUCAGCCCCUCCACACCUCAGAUACUUGGAUGACUGGACUGUUCAGACAAUGAUUGCACCCGGCAAGAAGGCUCCAGUGGAUCUUGAAAGCUACUUGGCUAUUUUUGUGGACGAAAUUCGUGAUCUUAGUGAACAUGGCAUGCUGGUUCGAGUGAAUGGUGGUGAAGUUGCCCGAGUAAGCGUUCAUUUGGCAAUGGCGACAGGCGAUCUUGUAGAAGUAUCACAUUUGAUGUUGCAUGGAGGAGUCUCCAGUCAGUUUGGCUGUAUGAAGUGCCUCAUAGACACACAAGGAGGCCAAUGCUUUACUCGCACAAUCAGAAAUUUCCAAUACAGAACUCUCGAACAACUGAAAGCACCACUGCCUGUUGGCGUAAAACAUGUGUUUAACAUCAAAGGACCAUCCAUAUUUACCACUCUCAAGUCUUUUCCUGCCAACCCAUCGUUCUACGGUCUCGACACGCUUCACCUACUGAGCAUUGGAUUAGCUAAGCAUUUGUACGAGCUCUUGUCUUCUCCAUUGCAUCCAUCCAAGUUUGAUAACCGAUACAAGCCCUCUAUCGAAGAGCUGAAAGAAGCAAAGCUUGAUAAAGCAAGUGCCUGGCCUUACACCUUUGAUUUAGAUCCCAAAGUUCUGGCAAAGAUCGGUCAGUAUGUGGCUCAGUCAAAGAAGACCAUUCCAACUACCUUCAAUGCACCAUUCAACGACAUUUUUGCACCAGGAGGAGUUACCAACUACCGAGCAGUUGACUAUGAAGAGUUCAUGAUUUUCAUUGUUCCAGCCCUGAUAGCACCACACUAUCCUGACUCAAUCAGAAAACCUCUUCUGGGUAUCGUUAAAGUGGCAGCUUUGGUAUUGCAGAAGAAUGAAUUGCAUGCUUCAGACUUACAAUUCAUAGAAGCUAAGGUUAACGAUUGGCACAAACUGCUGAUCACUGAAAUCAAAGCCAAACGCCUUCCUAUCAAGACCUUUCGACCAAACGCCCAUUAUUUAGGACACUUGACUUACAUGAUCAAAGCGCAAGGUUUACCGGCUUCCACUUCCAGUCGAUCUAUCGAAAGAUCCAUCGGCAGGUACAAACGCUUGAUAAGUGCUCGCACAAAUGUUGGUAUAAAUGCCGGAAACAUCAUUGAUCGUUUGGCAAUUAUGCGAGCCAUCAAGGCAUCUACAACUGGUGAUGGUACAGGCGAUGGUGAAGACAAACUGAAUGAUCUGGAUGCUCGAAUCAAUCUCUUAGUGCCUCGACGAUACGAUCCAACUACCUUCGUAAAUCUAAAGAAUGACAAUGGCAACGGAAGUCAGCUCUGGUAUCCAGUCAUCCACACAACGGUUUCAAGUAUCCCAACCUCCAUCAACGUCAACACACCUCUUUUUGUCAAGGCUAUACAGUCCUACUACGACCGGCAAUACUCAACUAAUGUUCUGCAGAAUGUCCAUAUCAAUGAUCAACUGGAUAUUGUCGUCUCUGGAAGUGCCUGGGCUUACAACUGCACUUAUCGUUCAGAAUACUAUCGCGAUCUCACCGGUGCUAAUUCUAGAGGAAGCCACUACAUCAUGGUAUGGGCAGAACACUUGAGUAACUCUCGUCGCAAGGUCAAAGCUUUCUAUGUAGGGGCUGUUAUUUUCAUGUUCAAGCUCGAAAUUGAGGGGAUUGGCGAUGAGUUGUUCUUGCUUAUUCGAUUAGGAAAGACUCAUGCUGUUGACGACAAAGACAAGACGAUGCCCAUAGUGGAGCUGGAUGAUGACCAGGAUUCAUCCGCAUAUCUGGUGUGCACAUUUGAGCAGGUCAUUUGCCAAGUUGGUCUGAUGCGUUUUAGCGAGAAUGACAAGAGAUAUAAAGUGAUAACGAAGGAAAAGGUUUUCCGGGCCUCGAUAGAGACUUAUAAACCUGGAAAAAACUCAUUUGUGCUACCUCAAUAA
Molecule: messenger RNA, 2886 nt
Organism: Mucor velutinosus
Lineage: Eukaryota; Fungi; Mucoromycota; Mucoromycetes; Mucorales; Mucoraceae
Exons: 7
Coding region: 1-2886 (961 amino acids)
Source: RefSeq, a predicted model, not a curated record